GCUGUCCUAGGCAAACAAUCAGAUUCAUCAAGUGGUUGUGAAGUUGUGGACAUGUCUCUGAACGGAAAUGCAGUGUUCGAAAACCGUGAAUAUUCCUUAUAAUAAAGACCAUUAGAAAAUAAUGGCGGAGAAGUUAUAUGAAUAUCAAGGAUUCAUCGGGAGAUUUCACACAGUGAGAGAACACUUUAGGGAAAAGUAUUUAACCUGGAAGGAAAGUAAUCCCCAAGGAGUAAUCGGUUUUAUAAAAAAGAAAUAUUCUUCUGAAAAGCAUGAUGAAAGAGACCAAGAAGAUUAUUCGCAUAUUUAUAGAAAAAAAACAGGAAAAGAGCUGGUACGGAUCUCAGCAGCAGUUAUGGGUAUAGAGUUCUCUUACGCAGCCGAAACAGCAUUCGUGUCACCAACUCUUCUUAAAAUUGGCGUGAAGCAUAAACAUAUGACCCUCGUAUGGGCCCUAUCACCUCUGAUUGGAUUUUUCUUAACUCCAAUUUUAGGUUCAUUAAGUGAUCGAUGUCACUCUAUGUUUGGAAGAAGAAGGCCUUUCAUUUUCCUAAUGUCCGUUGGUGUACUAAUAGGACUAAUUUUAGUACCUAACGGUGAACAUUUAGGAUAUACAAUGGGAGACAUUAAGCCUCCAAAUAUGAGUUAUCAUCGAAUCUCAUCUCACAGAACUAGUGCAUUGAAGGAAGCUACCAUAUCCCCAAUUCUUCCCAACAAUUCACUUAUAUAUAAUGAUGAUAAUAAUGAGAGCAAUAAUAUGGUUAUAGAUAGAAAGAAUGAUUUCUUGAUACAGUAUAAUAAUUCACAUCCGUGGGGCGUGUUUUUUACAAUACUGGGAACGGUGCUUUUAGACUUUGAUGCUGAUGCUUGCCAAAGUCCAGCUAGAGCUUACCUUUUGGAUGUGACAGUACCAGAUGAUCACGCACGUGGCUUGAGUACCUUCACUGUUAUGGCAGGAUUGGGCGGAUUCUUUGGUUAUGCGUUAGGAGGAAUCAACUGGGAUGUAACGUUUAUAGGGGAACUUCUUGGUGGUCACGUAAGAGCUGUAUUUACUUUGAUAACAUUUAUUUUUGUUAUAUGUGUUGGAUAUACUAUAACAAGUUUUAAGGAAAUUCCCUUGACUCUAUUAGAGCUUAGUGGAGCUAAUUUUCAAAAUUAUUCUUGUUAUGAGAAUGAAGGAAAUAUUGUAGAUACUGAAGAUGAAGGCCAAUCUUAUGGAACUAUAGGAAAUAAUACAAAUGAUAAACUAGACGAAAGGAAGAACCAGUAUUCUCGCAUCGAAGAUUCAAAUGCUUCUUCAACUCAAGAAGGUCCUAGAAAAAGUAUAGUUCCAGAUCCAAAUGCUUCGUUAUUACUUUACUUACAAAGCAUUAUCUACAUGCCCAAUUCAAUAAGAAUACUCUGUUUGACAAAUUUGUUUUGUUGGAUGGCUCAUGUAUGUUAUUCAUUGUAUUUUACAGAUUUUGUUGGAGAAGCUGUUUUCAACGGAGAUCCCACGGCGAUAUCAGGAACAUCUAGAGAAUUAUAUGAGUCAGGAGUACGAUUUGGAUGCUGGGGAAUGUCGAUGUAUUCCUUAUCUUGUGCUUGUUAUUCUACAAAAAUUGAAAAAUUAAUCACAGUUUUUGGUGCAAAAAAAGUGUAUGUAGGUGGGCUGCUUGUAUAUUCAACAGGAAUGUUUCUAAUGGCAAUUACGAAGCACAAAGUUGGUGUAAUUCUAUUCAGUUGGACAGCAGGUGUUAUGUAUUCAACUCUUUUUACAAUGCCAUAUUUGAUUAUUGCUCAUUAUCACGCGAAAAGCACUUUCGAAACCACAACAGAGGGAGAAGUAAAAAUAUCAACGCAAAUUAGAGGCUUAGGUACUGACGUUGCACUUGUAUCGAGUAUGGUAUUUUUGGCGCAAUUUAUUCUCAGUAUGUGUAUGGGUACUAUCGUUUCGGUUAGCGGUACCACAACAGCUGUAGUUGGUGUAGCGAGUAUGCUAGCAUUUUUCGGAGCUAUAUCAGCUACUCAAGUCUUGUAUUUGGAUCUAUAGAUAUACUAUAUUAUAUAUAUAUAUAUAUAUAUAUAUAUAUAUAUAUAUAUAUAUAUAUAUA
This is a messenger RNA of Diorhabda carinulata, 2090 nucleotides long. RefSeq names its product proton-associated sugar transporter A (gene lovit). The transcript is spliced from 9 exons. Lineage: Eukaryota; Metazoa; Arthropoda; Insecta; Coleoptera; Chrysomelidae. Gene Ontology annotation, cellular component: membrane. The record is from RefSeq and is a predicted model, not a curated record. The coding region runs from base 122 to 2029 and encodes 635 amino acids. Gene Ontology annotation, molecular function: sucrose:proton symporter activity.